AUGCAGUACGUGCGCAGUAUCAGUGGCUCCGUCUCCAAGACCUGGAAUUCUAUCAAUCCAGCCACCUUGAGCGGGGCCAUUGAUGUUAUCGUGAUUGAACAAGAAGAUGGCACGCUCGCUUGUUCUCCUUUUCACGUUCGCUUUGGCAAGUUCUCGUUGCUCCGUCCUUAUGAAAAGAAGGUGGAGUUCAAAGUCAAUGGGAUCAAGCAAAAUUACUCCAUGAAGCUAGGGGAGGGCGGAGAGGCCUUUUUUGUGUUUGAGACGUCAGAUGAAAUCCCCGCUUCCUUACAGACAUCUCCAUUAGUGUCGCCCACGGGUAGCCUGAGGACGCGUAGCGAAGAAAAUCUCCCAGGCUCUCUUCAAGAACCCGAUUAUCUGGAUCUAGAUCGAUCGCCUGCCAAUGGAAACGCCAAUGAGCCGAAAAGUCUUCCUAUACUUUCAAGGAGCAUGCGGGCAUCCAGUGAUUUAGGUGCGAUAAAUGUGGCAGACCACGCUUAUGGCUCGCACGCAGCAGGGCCAGCCGGUGAUUCUGAUCUGACCCGUUCUCGAAGCCCCCCCCCCUUGUCUCUGGAAGAGGCUGUUACGCGUGCAACAGCGCUGUCAAAGAAGCUCUCUGGAUCAAAUAUUCGUUCGCAUGUGACCGAGACGGGCGAUCUUAUGCUUGACAUGACUGGCUACAAAAGUAACGAGGAGGACGCCCUUCGUGCUGAAGUCGUUGCGCGUAAAAUUCUCUCUGAGGAGUUGGAAGGGUGUUACGACAUUGGUGCCCUUAUAGGGGCCGAUGAGCACGGGAACCUUUGGAUCUAUAGCAGUGAGGAAGCAAAGGAAGCCGCGAACCGUCGGGCCGCCUUUAGCUCAAUGAGGCCUGGCUCUGCGAUGAGUGACAAUGCUAUCUCCGACCCCGGGUAUCAUAGUGACGGUGACAAGUCCUCACCGACACCUGGAGAGACAACUCGCAACUACGCGAAGACUUUGCGUCUGACGAGCGAUCAGCUUAAGGCUUUGAACUUGAAGCCAGGCGCCAAUGAUAUGUCAUUCAGCGUCAAUAGAGCCACUUGUACGGCAACCAUGUAUCUGUGGAACGGCAACACACCGAUUGUCAUAUCAGAUAUUGACGGUACAAUUACGAAAUCCGACGCUUUGGGUCAUGUGUUGAAUAUGAUUGGCCGCGACUGGACACACGCUGGUGUAGCCAAGCUAUACACAGAUAUCGUCAACAACGGCUACAAUAUCAUGUACCUUACUAGCAGAUCUGUUGGACAGGCAGAUACCACUCGCGCAUACAUCUACGGUGUUAACCAGGACGGAUACAGACUGCCCAAAGGUCCCGUUAUCACAAGCCCCGACCGGAUGAUUGCAGCCCUCAGGCGAGAGAUUUACCUGAGGAAACCAGAAGUGUUCAAGAUGGCAUGUCUUCGGGACAUUCUGAACCUCUUUAAUGGAAAAGAGAACCCCUUCUAUGCUGGAUUCGGCAAUCGAUUGACCGACGCUUUGAGUUACCGAUCUGUCAACAUACCGUCUACCAGGAUCUUCACGAUCAACUCGAACGCCGAGGUCUCUCUAGAUCUUCUCAGUCUGAACAAGUAUAAGAGCAGCUACGUUACUAUGCAGGAGCUCUUGGACCAUUUCUUCCCGCCCGUCAGUCUACUUGUUCAGGCUGGGGGUGAAGAGUACACGGAUUUUACUUACUGGCGUGAACCUCCACCAGGGCUAGCCGAUUUCUCAAGCUCAGAUAGUGAGGAUGACGAAGACGAAGAGGACGAAGACGAGGAAGAUGAAGAAGAGGAUGAUUAUGAUGCGGAGCUGAGUGACGAGGAAGGCAGUGAGGUUGAUGAGGAUGCCGAGGAAGACCUUGGCAACAGCUACAUCUCGCAGGCCUCACUGGAACUCGCCGAUAGUCAGAGUCACCUAGACGAUGAUGAGGCAGACGACGAAGGCGCAGACGAGGUGCCAAACGUGUCUCCAAAACCAAGUCGCUUCGCGACUGCUGGUGCUAGCCCCUCUCCUAAACGCUGA
Messenger RNA from Aspergillus oryzae RIB40, 2016 nucleotides. RefSeq names its product putative lipin Smp2. Gene Ontology annotation, molecular function: phosphatidate phosphatase activity. Bases 1 to 2016 code for a protein of 671 amino acids. The transcript has 6 exons. Gene Ontology annotation, biological process: triglyceride biosynthetic process; fatty acid catabolic process. Gene Ontology annotation, cellular component: nucleus. The record is from RefSeq and is a predicted model, not a curated record. NCBI's taxonomy places the organism in Eukaryota, Fungi, Ascomycota, Eurotiomycetes, Eurotiales, Aspergillaceae.